Molecule: messenger RNA, 3903 nt
Organism: Opisthocomus hoazin
Lineage: Eukaryota; Metazoa; Chordata; Aves; Opisthocomiformes; Opisthocomidae
Source: RefSeq, a predicted model, not a curated record
AUGUGCUUCCUGGGGGCAGUGCCCAUCCCACGCCAGCUGAAGAGAGUGGCAGAGGAGGGCGAAGGGUGCCGCGCCCCGCGCACCCCUCAGCGCCCGUCUCUCCCGGCAGCAGAGCACCGGCUGCGGUUCCAGGUGCAGCUGGCGGACGUGGAGGUGGCCGAGCGGGAGGACGCCGUGCUGGAGUGCCAGCGCCCGUCUCUCCCGGCAGCAGAGCACCGGCUGCGGUUCCAGGUGCAGCUGGCGGACGUGGAGGUGGCCGAGCGGGAGGACGCCGUGCUGGAGUGCCAGGUGCCGCUGGAGACCAUCCCCACCACCUGGUACCUGGAGGACAGGGAGCUGCAGCCCAGCCACAAGUACCUGAUGGAGGAGCGAGGCGUGGUGCGGCGCCUGACCAUCCGCGAUGCCCGCACCGAUGAUGACGGCAUCUACCUCUGCCAGAUGAAGGACAAGGGGCGCAGCAUCGCCGAGGUCUCCGUCCGAGGGGUCAUCGUGAAGCGGCUGCCACGGAAGCUGGAUGUGAUGGAGGGGGAGAACGCGGUUUUCUGCGUGGAGACGCGGGAGGCGUCGGAGGGGAUCUGCUGGAGCCGGGACGGGCUGCAGCUGCAGGAGUCGCCCUGCACGGUGCUGAAGAGCUUCGGCAGGACACACCUCCUGGUGCUGGUGCACGUCACCCGUCAGGACGCCGGCAUCAUCUCCUUCACCGUCGGGGAGUCGCAGACAUCCUCCCAGCUCCGGGUCAAGUGCGUGAAGCGUGACCCCCCGAGUGCACCGGUGUCGGCCGAGAUGAGCGCAGCAGAGAGCAGCACGGCCCUGCUGACGUGGUGCCCGGCACCCGACGCCCACCUCCGCCCCCCCCGAGUGCCCCGGUCCCCAGCAGCUCGCCUGGAGAGGGGUCUGCGGGACGUGAGGGUGCGGGACGGCGAGGACGCACGGUUCUCCCUGGAGCUGUCGGCAGCAGUGCGCGGUGCCUGGUUCCUCAACGGCGCCAGGCUGGGUGAGGAGGAGGAGGAGGAGGAAGAGGAGGUGGGUGGCCGGUGCAGCAUGCAGUGCCGUGGGACCGAGCACUCACUGCUGAUCCGAGGAGCACGGCUGGCUGACAAUGGGGCCCAGGUCACCUUUGUGUCCGGUGGCGUGCGGGACUCGGCCACGCUGCACGUGCAAGCUCCGCAGGUCCACAUCGCCCGGGUGCCCGAGGCCGAGAAGCUCCGGGAGGUGCCAACAGGGCUGCCCGUGCUGCUGGAGUGCCAGGUGUCCCCCCUGGACGCCCCCGUCUGCUGGCUGAAGGACGGCGAGGCCGUGCCCCUGGAUGAUGUUAUUGCCGUGCAGGCCGAGGGCUGCGUGCGGAGGCUGCUCCUCCGCUCGGCGGGUCCCUUGGACACCGGCGUGUACACCUGCGACGCCGGGGAUGACUCUGUGAGCUUCGUGGUGACCGUGACCGAGGCACCAGUGAGGAUCGUCGGCUCCAACGAGGAGGAACCCCACGCCUACGUGGCCGGGCAGCGCGUGGAGCUGUGGUGCCAGCUGUCCCGCCCAGCAGCCCCAGUGCACUGGUACAAGGACGGGGAGGAGGUGGAGGCGGGCGAGAGCCUGGUGCUGGAGCAGGAGGGGCCGCGGUGCCGGCUGGUGCUGCCGUGUGCCCGGCCACAGGACACGGGGGAGUUCGUCUGCGAUGCCGGUGGGGACUCUGUCUUCUACAAUGUCACCGUGGCAGAGGCACCAGUGAGGAUCGUUGGCUCCAACGAGGAGGACCCCCACGCCUACAUGGCCGGGCAGUGUGUGGAGCUGUGGUGCCAGCUGUCCCGCCCAGCACCCCCAGUGCACUGGUACAAGGACGGGGAGGAGGUGGAGGCAGGCGAGAGCCUGGUGCUGGAGCAGGAGGGGCCGCGGUGCCGGCUGGUGCUGCCAUGUGCCCGGCCACAGGACACGGGGGGGUUCAUCUGUGACGCCAGGAAUGCGUCUGUCUCCUACCACGUCUUGGUGGCAGAGCCACCUGUGAGGAUCCUGCACCCUCCACAGCGCUCGCUGGAGCUGCCGGUGCGGGCGCCGGGGCGUGUGGAGCUGCGGUGCGAGCUCUCCGUGCCGGAUGCUCCUGUGCGCUGGUUCAAGGACGGGCUGGAGGUGGACGAGACCGAUAACCUGCUGCUGCUGGCAGAGGGGGCCUGGCGCUGCCUCCUCAUCCCCAGGAGCAGCGCGGAGGACACGGGCGAGUACAUUUGCGAGAGCAAGGAUGAGGCUGUCUCCUUCGACGUCAAGGUGUCAGAGCUGCCGGUGAGGAUCCUGCAGCCUCUCAGACCUCCCCCCGUCGUGACGGUGUCCCCGGGGGAGACGGUGACGCUGGGCUGCGAGCUGUCCCGCGCAGACGCGCCCGUGCGCUGGGCCAAGGAGGGUGUCAGGCUGGAGGCUGGGGGCAGCCUGGUGCUGGAGGAGGAGGGUGCCCACCGCCGCCUGCUCAUUCCUGCCGCCCGAGCUGAGCACUCCGGAAAAUACGUCUGCGACGCCACUGACGACACAGUGACCUUCACCGUCCAAGUGCUGGACCCACUGGUCAGGAUCCUGGAGAGGGACGUCCUGCCAACCAGCCGGAACUGCCAAGCCAUGGAGGACGUGGUGCUGGAAGUGCACCUCUCGCACGCCCACGGGGAGGUGAAGUGGUACAAGGACGGGGAGAAGCUGCAGGACAUGGGGCGCGUGCGGCUGGAGGAGGAUGGGGCGCGCCGGUCCCUUGUCAUCCUGGGUGCCACAGGCAGGGAUGCGGGGGAGUAUCUCUGCGACACCGGUGACGACAGCAUCGUCUUCUGCGUCACUGUGGAAGCCCCAGAGCCGCCGGUGACCUUCGUAGGUCACACAGCCAUCGGGGAGGCACAGCCCGGAGACUCAGGGUGCUACAUCUGCGACGCCGCCAGCGACCGCAUGGUGACAAGAGUGGAGGUGUCGGCUCGGCCCGUACGCAUUGUCAACAAGGAGGAGGCGCAGAGCCCGCUGGAGGUGCUGGAGGGGGACAGCGUGACACUGGUGGCCCGGCUGUCCCCAGAGAUGGCAGCGGCACAGUGGCAGAAGGACGGACAGACGCUGCGCUCGGGCGGGCGGCUGCUGGUGUGCAGCGAGGGCCCCGCGCGCAGUCUCACCAUCAGGCAAGCGGAGCUGGGCGACAGCGGCAUCUUCAUCUGCGACGCCGGCGACGACGAGGUGCAUUUCACGCUGCGUGUGAAAGAGCCCCCAGUGCUGUUCAUGAACAAGCGGGAGGAGCGGGAGAAGCUGCUGCCUCCAGUCACAAUGGUGAGGGUCCCACGGGACCUGGGGGUCCCGGAGACAGGGGUGGCCAGCUUCGAGUGCGAGCUGUCUCGCCCCAGCGCGGAGGUGAAGUGGUUCAAGCAGGGCGUCCUCCUCCAGCCGGGCAGCAAGUACCAGCUGCAGGAGUCGGGCUGCCGGCGCACGCUCACCAUCCGCUGCCUCGGCCCUGCCGACCGCGGCACCUACCGCUGCGAGAGCCUGCACGACCGCACGCAGGCCAAGCUCUGCGUGGAGCCCCGGAAGGUGUCGAUCCGGACGCCGCUGGCAGACGUGGAGACCUUCGAGAAGGAGACAGCCACCUUCCACCUGGAGCUGUCCCACCCUGGCGUGGCUGGGGUCUGGACACGGGAUGGCAUCCGGGUGAAGCCCAGCAGCACAUGCCGGAUCAGCGCCACGGGCUGCGGGCACAGCCUGACGCUGGAGAGGCUGGCGCUGGAGGAGGGAGACAGCCACCUUCCACCUGGAGCUGUCCCACCCUGGCGUGGCUGGGGCAACCUGGACUGCUACCGCACGCUCAUCAUCCACCGCGUGGGCCCCGAGGACGAGGACUCCUACACCUGCGACGCCUUCGACGACCGCUCCACCGCCCGGCUCCUCGUGGAGGGGAGAUAG